Arabidopsis lyrata subsp. lyrata is the source of this 1585-nucleotide messenger RNA. RefSeq names its product ELMO domain-containing protein A. The record is from RefSeq and is a predicted model, not a curated record. The coding region runs from base 611 to 1411 and encodes 266 amino acids. The transcript is spliced from 10 exons. Lineage: Eukaryota; Viridiplantae; Streptophyta; Magnoliopsida; Brassicales; Brassicaceae.
GAAGAAGAUCUUUGGUUUUAAAUACAACUUUCGAAUGGUUGUUUGUUAGUAUAUAAGUUAAUUGUAAUUAAUUUGGAAUUAUUAUUAUGUUACAACUAUAUUAACGAUGUCGACAACAGUAGAAAACAGAAUCUUAAAGAAAUGCUUAAAAAUAGAGAGAUUGAAAGAUAAAUAAAAGAAAAAUGAAUUAGUCGAAGAUUGUCGUUGACGACGCCCGACUUAAAUACCGAUGACCGCACGAGUCAUUUAUUUGCCGUUACGAAGCUUCUGAUAGCGAUUGAACAAUACGCGCCAGAUCCUAUAGUUAAUCCCCGGCCAUUUUUGUUUUCUUAAACCCAAAGAGAGAGGAAAAAAAAGAAGAAGAGAAACGGCCGAUUCCGCCUCUGGUAAGCUCAAUCGCCGCAUAAACUCCGGCGACUCCCUCGGUAGAUCUCGAAACCCUAACUGUUUUCGUCAAUCUCUCUCUGUGGUUUUUGAAUGAAAGCAGCGACGCCGGUUUGUUCGUUUUCCGGCGAUUCCGAAAAGUUCCGAUUGAUUCGAUAACUGUACUUGCUGUUUGUUUCUGCAUUUGAUUGAAGAGAUUUGGUGAUUGAGGUGAAAAGAGAGUGAGAUGGAUGAUAGAGGAGGAUCGUUCGUAGCAGUGAGGAGGAUUUCACAAGGUCUAGAACGAGGAAGUGUUUAUCAUUCUUCUUCUGCUGAGGUUGUAGCUGGAUCGGCAGCGUGGUUAGGCCGUGGCCUUUCCUGUGUUUGUGUUCAGGGAAGAGACGGUGACCCCCGUCCUUCAUUUGAUCUAACGCCUGCUCAGGAGGAAUGCCUGCAGAGGUUGCAAAGCCGCAUUGAUGUUGCCUAUGACAGCUCAAUAUCUCAGCAUCAGGAAGCUCUGAAGGAUCUUUGGAAACUUGCCUUUCCCGAAGAAGAGCUACACGGAAUUGUAUCUGAGCAGUGGAAGGAAAUGGGUUGGCAAGGAAAAGAUCCUUCAACAGAUUUUAGGGGUGGUGGUUUUAUUUCUCUUGAAAACUUGUUGUACUUCGCUAGACAAUUCCCGAAAUCCUUCCAAGACCUUCUGCGGAAACAGGUUGGGGAUCGUUCUGUGUGGGAAUACCCCUUUGCUGUUGCUGGCAUCAAUAUAACAUUCAUGCUCAUCCAGAUGCUUGAUCUUGAAGCAGUGAAACCACGAAGUAUUGUUGGGGAAACAUUUCUAAGAUUUCUUUCGGUGAACGAAUCUGCGUUUGACCUUCUUUAUUGCAUUGCCUUCAAGCUUAUGGAUCAGCAAUGGCUCUCCAUGCGUGCUUCAUACAUGGAGUUUAAUACUGUAAUGAAAUCGACAAGGCGGCAACUGGAGAGAGAGAUUAUGGUUGAAGACAUUACAUGUCUUGAAGAUUUGCCAUCAUACAGUCUUCUCAGUCAAUAGCAAAUAGCUUACCAAAGACUACUUUGUAAGUAGAAAGAUCUAACACCUCAAAAACCCUUAUAUCAAAGCUAAAACCACAACAGAGCUAGCAAGCAAAAAAGAAGACAAGGUUUCCCUCUCUCUCUCUCUCGCUCUUCACUCCAUCUUCCUCUAUAUUAGUGUUGGUUCAUGAAA